UUCUCCUCGUAUCAGCCAGUUUGACGGAAGUUGCAGUGUUGUUGCUAACUUUUUAGCCGCUGUUCUGUCAUGUUACCAACGGCCAAUUUACCCUAAAAACUACAGUUGCAAACACACAUUUACAAAAGUAUCCACCUUUGUAGAGGCAUAAGAAGAUAAAGCUGUGGGCGGAGAUCCGGAAAGUGAGAUGAAAUGACAACGUCAACAUUACAGAAAGCGAUUGAUCUUGUCACCAAAGCCACAGAGGAAGACAAGGCCAAGAAUUAUGAAGAGGCUUUGCGAUUGUACCAGCAUGCUGUGGAAUACUUCCUGCAUGCCAUCAAAUAUGAGGCCCACAGCGACAAGGCGAAGGAGAGCAUACGAGCCAAGUGUAUGCAGUACUUGGACAGAGCAGAGAAACUGAAGGACUACCUGAAGAAUAAAGACAAACAGGGCAAGAAGCCCGUCAAGGAGGCACAGAGCAAUGACAAGAGCGACAGCGACAGUGAGGGUGAAAACCCAGAGAAGAAGAAGCUGCAGGAGCAACUUAUGGGUGCCAUCGUGAUGGAGAAGCCCAAUGUUCGGUGGAAUGAUGUUGCUGGACUGGAGGGAGCCAAGGAAGCUUUGAAGGAAGCCGUUAUCCUGCCCAUUAAAUUCCCGCACCUCUUCACAGGCAAGCGGACUCCUUGGAGGGGCAUCCUGCUGUUUGGUCCUCCAGGAACGGGGAAGUCCUACCUGGCCAAGGCUGUGGCCACCGAGGCCAACAACUCUACGUUCUUCUCUGUGUCCUCCUCAGAUCUCAUGUCCAAGUGGCUGGGAGAGAGUGAGAAACUGGUGAAAAACCUGUUUGACCUCGCUCGCCAGCACAAGCCCUCCAUCAUCUUCAUCGACGAGGUGGACUCGCUGUGCGGCUCCAGGAACGAGAACGAGAGCGAGGCGGCCCGCCGCAUCAAGACAGAGUUUCUGGUCCAGAUGCAAGGUGUGGGCAACAACAACGAUGGCGUUUUGGUGCUUGGAGCUACCAACAUCCCCUGGGUGCUUGAUGCUGCCAUUCGCAGAAGAUUUGAGAAGAGGAUUUACAUCCCUCUUCCUGAGGAGCCGGCCCGGUCCCAGAUGUUUCGACUUCAUCUUGGCAACACGCCGCACAGCCUGAGCGACGCCGACCUGCGGGAGCUCGCGCGCAAAACGGACGGCUACUCGGGCGCUGACAUCAGCAUCAUUGUUCGGGACGCUCUCAUGCAGCCAGUCAGGAAGGUCCAGUCGGCUACCCACUUUAAGAAGGUUCGUGGUCCGUCCCGAAGCAACACCCAGGUGAUGGUGGACGACCUCUUGACCCCGUGUUCCCCCGGAGACCCUGCAGCCAUAGAGAUGACCUGGAUGGAUGUGCCUAGUGAUAAGCUACUCGAGCCCAUAGUUUGCAUGUCGGACAUGUUGCGCUCUCUGUCCACGACGCGUCCUACAGUCAACACCGAAGACCUGCUGAAGGUGAAGAAGUUCACAGAGGACUUUGGCAUGGAGGGUUGAGGGAGAUCCACCCCGAGGCUCAGACCUGCUCCCAGUAACAACACUCUUCCUCCUCCUGUUCCUCACCGCAGUGUAAGCUUUCAUCUCUCAGCUGGGCUCUUGGUUUUAUUGUCUCUCAUGGAUGUAAAACAACAAAUGACCAGUGUGACAUCUUCCUAGUCCGACAUCUGUUAAACCAGGCCAGGGUUUUAGAAUAUCUGAAGGACGUUUACCAGAUGACCCAUUAGAAAAAACCUUAGCGUGAAUUUUUUUUUUUUUUUGUAGCUGGACAGUAGGUCUCAUGUCUGAGGGUGAAACCUCACAAAAUCUUCACUACAUGAACUCGGCUGCAUUUAAGGCGAGGAAACGCUCCAAGUCCGCCCAUCUCUGACUGAAGGACUGUACGUUUUGUUGCUGUCGUGCACUUUGCUUUGGAUCCACAUGAAGGACCCUGAUGACUGAAGGUGAAGCAGACGUUCUAGUUUCCACCGGACAUCCAAGCGUGUGAAUGCAUCUCAGUGUUUUUUAUUAUUAUGAAACGUGUGCGUCUUAAUGUUUAUGUUUAAGUGUCAGGAGCCUGUUCUCUUAUUUAAUGUCGAGUUAAAUGAAGUGUGUUUGGAUCAGGCCUGUAAGUUAGUAGCAGCCUGACUGAAGUGUUUUCCAACCCAGAGAUGUGCCUGACUGAGAGAAACGAAACGAGAGAGCUCCAAGUUUUAAUUAUUCCCAAUUCUAGGAUGGAAAGUUGGAAUAUCUUCUGGUUUCCUUCUGUCAUGUUGCAACAACAAAAAAACACUAAAUUAAAAAAUGUUCAUUAGUAUUAGCCAUUGAUGGAAUAAUCCAUAAUAAAAGUGAACUUUUUUUUUUGCAGAUUGAACAGUUUUUUUAAAUCUUCAGUUUUUUGCCAUCAAGCAUCGGUUUUGCUAAAUUUUUACCCUCAUUCUUAAACUUUAUAUUGGAUCAGAAAAGGACAAAUCAAUAAUUAAUGUUAGGUUUUGGCUGCAAAAUUAAAUUUUAAGUUUAUUUGAAUUAGUGAUGCACCGAUCAGACCUUUCUGGUCGAUAUCGAUUUCCAGUUUUCUUGGAGGUCUGACCUUCUGAUGCCAAUUUUUUUCUAAGGACUAAAACAUUACAGAAUAACAACCUGCUGCUGGUGCAAUAAUAGAGGUAGUAGUUUUGAAUUAGUGCUUCACGUUGUCCUGAAAAUAUGGAAUUGUAUAACUGUUGCUAAACUGCGAUAAUAUCGAUUACCUAGAUUUCCACGUUUUUCUUACUUUACCUUUAAACCACUGUCCUCGUCAGUCUGUGUUUGUUUUAUCGUCUCAGUUACUAAAGAUAAACAACAGAUGGGGGUGUUACGGGUCAGAUAGAUUACUGAUUUAAACAGAAUGAAACACAGAGACUUAAAAAAUAUACCAAAAAUCGCAUCCAACAUUCUGACACACUACUGUGAUAACGAAUUAUUAUCCAUCUUCAUCUGGUUUUUAUUUAUAUCAUAAAUGUGCAUCAAACACCAGGCUGGUUAGAGACUGAAAGUAGAGGGUGUUCUUACUUUUUAAGCAUUAAGAGGGAGGGGGAAAGAAAAUCCGAUUUUUCUGGAUUUGACCUGACGAUCAACCACCGCAGAUCAAAAGGAAAAUCGGUAGCUUCUGGACUCUUUCAGGUUGAUCGGUGCAUCUUGAGAUUAAAUCUAAAAAUAACCUCAUUUUCAUUGACUGACUUAUAAGCAGUUAAAGAAAAGGGAAAAUUUGAAAUAAUUUGAAGUUGUCAUUAGAUUUAGUUACUGUUUAGGGCUUCAGUGAGUCACAACAAAAUGAUUAAAGGGUUUUACGUGUUUCAGACAAAGCCCUUGAAAUGGGGGUAAAAAUGCUUUAUUUGCACCAUCUCAUUACACCACCUCUACCACAACAAGAACUUUCUUCAAGUUCCCUUCCUCAUUUUAACCUGGUUAACGCCUAUGAAGGAGACACGGUCUGGCACAUCUCUUGGAGCACAACGUUGUUACAGAACCUUAUUUAUGAUGCUUAAAUCACAUCCCAGGUGUAACCCGUAGCGAUCCAGAGUAUGUUUACAUUUGAAGUAUUACCCUCCGUGCCGAUGGAGCACCAGUGAAAAGCCUCAUCAGUUUUGGGGGUGAAAUCCACGCACUAACUUUCCCUUCAGAUGCUGACGCUGUCGAGUCUUGUUUUCAGCCAUCUGAUUGUACAGAGAGCCGCUGGACGUCUGCACCGACUCUCUGACAUCAGGACUGCAGGCUUUGUGCGGCCGAUUCAGCGAUGAGAUUUGUGAAUUAAUGACUCAGUGCUACAGUAGUACAGCUCUGUUUUCCAGGUACCUUCUGGUUCAGUGGGAGCUUAGUUUAUAAGUCCCUGUGUGGGGAUCUAACCUGCUGCUGGCUGUGUAACCAUUACUACUAACUUAACCAGAGUUAAUAAAAACUAACGUUUCAAAUGAAAAA
Molecule: messenger RNA, 3936 nt
Organism: Girardinichthys multiradiatus
Lineage: Eukaryota; Metazoa; Chordata; Actinopteri; Cyprinodontiformes; Goodeidae
Gene: vps4a
Product: vacuolar protein sorting 4 homolog A
Exons: 11
Coding region: 193-1503 (436 amino acids)
Biological process (GO): vacuole organization; endosomal transport
Molecular function (GO): ATP hydrolysis activity; ATP binding
Source: RefSeq, a predicted model, not a curated record